Messenger RNA from Symbiodinium sp. CCMP2456, 1701 nucleotides. NCBI's taxonomy places the organism in Eukaryota, Dinophyceae, Suessiales, Symbiodiniaceae. The record is from the annotation of a GenBank genome assembly.
AUGGGCGGAGGGUACAAUGACGGCAAAGGUCGAAAGGGAGGAGGAGGCAAAGGUGGAGAGCGCCGCAGCCUUCCCCACUUCGUUCCUGCGCGGGGCGGCGGCGAGUGGGGUAAGAAGGCAAGACAAGCGCAGCAGGCGGCGAUAAAGGACGAGAAGACAAAGCGGGAGGUGGAUUACUUCUGGCAGCAGCAGGAGUACUUCAGCGGGGGGGGAAAAGGACGAAAAGGCAAAGGCUAUCAGGAGACAGCCGAGCAGCUUUUCGGCGCCCAGCGGGAAAAUGUCGGCAUCGACUUCGACAAGUACGACGAUAUCCCCGUCGACCUCUCGGGCCAAGGCGCCGAGGAGAUCGAGGGCCUGGAGAACUUCGACGAGCUCUGGGACCGGUUCUACAUGCAUGAUUUCCUGUGGGACAACCUUGAGAGGUGCCAUUAUCGCAAGCCCACUCCCAUCCAAAAAUUUGCGCUUCCAGCGGCACUGACAGGGAAGGACUGCAUGUGCUGCGCGCAAACCGGCUCAGGCAAGACCUGUGCCUUCCUCCUUCCCAUCCUCAGCUGCCUGGACCUCACGCAGGCCGCAGGCACCGUGGGUACAAGCCCGGGAGAGCCAUCGGCACCCAAGGCGGUGGUUCUGGCUCCGACGCGUGAGCUCUGCUCCCAAAUCCACCUCGAGGCCAAGAAGCUGUCCUUCAAAUCUCCGGUACGAGCCGGCGAAGUCUACGGCGGCGUGGACGCAAAGCCGCAGCUCCUUGACCUCGCUCGAGGAGUCGAUAUUGUGACGGCCACACCCGGCCGCCUUACGGACUUCAUCGACCGCGGUGUCAUCACCAUGUGCAAUGUGGGCUUCCUGGUGCUGGACGAGGCCGACCGCAUGCUGGACAUGGGCUUUGAGCCGCAGAUCCGCGAGAUCGUUCAAAAGCGUGACAUGCCAUCCUGUCGGGAGGGCCGCAUGACGCUGAUGUUCUCCGCGACCUUCCCCAAAGAGAUCCAGAAGCUCGCGCAAGCCUUCAUGAGGAGCUACAUCUGGAUCGGCGUCGGGCGUGUGGGUGGCGCGGUGGACACGGUGGAGCAGACCUUCAUCGUCACCGGCAACCGAGGCAAGCCUGACGUCUUGACCAAGGUCCUCAACACGAACCCCACGGAUUCCACCUUGAUCUUCGUGGCCAUGAAGCGCACGGCCGCCUGGUUGGAGGGGCAUCUCACUCGCAUGGGCUACAACGCCGCGGCAAUCCAUGGUGACAUGGAGCAGCGGGAGCGCGAGCAGUCCCUCUCCACAUUCAAGAGUGGGAAGAGCACCUUCCUUGUGGCCACGGAUGUGGCUGCCCGUGGCCUCGACAUUCCGAAGGUCUCGCACGUCAUCAACUACGACCUGCCGCAAAACAUUGACUCCUACGUUCACCGGAUCGGCCGGACCGGACGCAUUGGUAACCACGGUUGGGCCACCAGCUUCUAUGUCCCGGCACACGAUGGCCAGCAUUCCAAUGCCAAUGUCGUCAAAGAACUCGUGGCAGUUUUGGAGGGUGCUGGGCAGGAUGUGCCCGAGGCACGCAGAGAGGGAAGCUUCUGUCGGCAGCGGCUGGCAGGGUGGCAGGGAGAUACCCUUAGGUCUUGUUUGCUGUUUUUGUCAUCACGCAGUUUGCAGUUUGCAGUGCAUCUCAUUCAAAAAUUACAGGUGUUCUGGCGGGAAGUCUGCAGCACGACUUAA